AAGAGCAAUGCGUGGCAUUCGACGAGAGAAAGAUGCGGGCUUCGAUGAUGACAAGCACCGACGGGACGGACAAGCGAAGUCAGACCUUUCUGUGACGAGCGGGCCCCUCACACGAACGCUCCUGAUCGGGAAGGGGCGGCCAUGGAGAGGAGAUCGAUGAUCAAGUCCAUCAAGGUGAAGCGACAAGGCCCGCUUUUCUCGAGAGAAGCGGGCCGUCGCAGAACAGGAGGACAGAGGAGGUGAGACCCCUCUCGACCUAUAUGAGCCAAGCGAGUGUACACCAAUCGUUGUCACAACCCCCCUCCCCUCCUCCCCCUCCUCCCCCUUCUCACCCUUUCUUCACCUUCUCCUCGCCACCAUGCUCUUGUUCACUCGCCUCUACACUUGCACUCUCCUCGCCAUUCUGGCCUCCACCGCUCUUGCCGGCAUUCAAUCGCCCAAUGCGCGUGGUAACUCUGCGCGAGCCAACGCCGUCAAGUCCCUCUUUGCCAGCUCUUACGCAGAUUACAAGCGCUACUGUUUUGGCCAUGAUCAGCUCAACCCACUCACCAAGACCUGCGCUGACCCUUUGGGUGGCUGGGGAGCCACCAUCGUCGACGUCCAGAGCACGGCUAAGAUCAUGGGCCUCAACGACAUUUACAACGAGUGCGUCGCCCAGUCGCUGCGUGUCGACUACACCAAGACGUCGCAAGACCAGAUCUCCAUCUUCGAAACGACAAUCAGGCACGUUGGUGGACUGCUCUCAUCGUAUGAGUUAGGCGGCAAGACCAAUCAAAAGCUCGUCGACCAGGCCGUCGUCGUCGCAGAUCGCCUGCUGCACGGCUGGGUCGGCAACAACGCGCUCCCGUACAACGGUCUCCGCAACUGGAACACCAACCCAACUCCAGUCACCGACCAAGGUGCCAUCAUCGCAGAGACAGGCACACUCAUCUUGGAAUUUGACAGACUCUCAAAGUACUCGAAUAAUGCCACCUUCCGUAAUUUCGCCGCCAAGGCUAUGCGCGCCACCAUCAACGCGUCGCCCCUCCCGUUCCCCGGACUCAAUCCUCAAGGCAUCGACCCAGCUACUAACAAACCUCGAGGCGACUACGUGACGUGGGGUGGUGGAAGCGACAGCUACUUUGAAUAUUUGAUCAAGGCUUCGUACCUUAACGGCAACCCUUACUCGUACAUGCCUGCCUGGGUUCGCGCCGUCAACUCGUCGAUCGCUCACCUCAUGACGACUGCAGGCGGUAACACGACGCGCAAGGACCUGCUCUACCUCGCCGACUACUCCGCCUCCUCUGGAGGCUUGAUUCCGCGCAGUUCUCACCUCGAAUGCUUCCAUGGCGGCAACUGGAUGCUCGGCGGCAAGCUGCUGGGUAACGAUGACAUCUUCCAGUACGGGCUGCGACUUACCGACGCCUGCAUCAACACAUACACCUCGAGCGCCUCUGGCAUUGGUCCUGAGUCCUUCGUCUACGCCUCGCAAAGCGGCUCCACGAAUGGUGUCAAGAUCCGUAGCCCAGACUUCUACAGGCAGCACGGCUUCGACUACGACUCCAAGUACUACGUGCUUCGUCCUGAGGUCCUCGAGUCCGUAUUCUACGCGUACCGCCUCACGGGCGACAAGAAGUGGCAGGACCUGGCUUGGGCAGCCUUCAAGAACAUUCGCAACCACUGCAAAGCCCCCGCUGCACUGGCAGCUCUGUCGGACGUCACCCAGGCUACUCCGCCACAGAUUGAUGACUCCGAGUCAUUCCUUUAUGCUGAGCUGCUCAAGUACCUCUACCUCAUCUUCGCCGACCCAUCAACCAUCGACCUCGGCGAGUGGGUCUUCAACACCGAGGCUCACCCCUUCAGGCUGGACAGACCAGGCGUCACCUUCCCGCAACUCAACCCGGGUAGCCGCCUCGCCAAGCCUGGAUCACCUGUCUCGCCUACGAGCAGCGCAAAGCCGUCCACCGCUUCGGCGACGAAGAGCGUGCCCCUGCCCAAGUUCAGCAGCAACCCUGACGCGGGCAAGGUGGUGCAAGGCAUCCUCAAGGAGGUCUUCGGUGGCGUGGGUCAACUGCUGGUUCAAGGGUAGGCGGACGUCAAGAAGGGCAGUAGAUGCGCUCUCUCCCCUUCGCCGCCUCCCUGCGUGGGACCCCUGGCUCCUUCUUUCGACUCAUCCCGGCUCAGAUUCCUCCCCAUACCCUCUUCCACACGUGUAGCUACCUAGCAUACCCCACCUCCUGUCACCUCUACCAUGCGAUUCUCUCUCUCUCUCACACACGCUGCUCGAUCCGUAGAUUCUUAAUUAAUGGUA
This is a messenger RNA of Jaminaea rosea, 2290 nucleotides long. Its product is annotated as seven-hairpin glycosidase. The coding region runs from base 359 to 2068 and encodes 569 amino acids. Gene Ontology annotation, biological process: carbohydrate metabolic process; N-glycan processing. NCBI's taxonomy places the organism in Eukaryota, Fungi, Basidiomycota, Exobasidiomycetes, Microstromatales. Gene Ontology annotation, cellular component: endoplasmic reticulum; Golgi membrane. The record is from RefSeq and is a predicted model, not a curated record. Gene Ontology annotation, molecular function: calcium ion binding; mannosyl-oligosaccharide 1,2-alpha-mannosidase activity. The transcript has a single exon.